This is a messenger RNA of Clarias gariepinus (North African catfish), 3517 nucleotides long. RefSeq names its product Ras homolog, mTORC1 binding like 1 (gene rhebl1). Gene Ontology annotation, biological process: small GTPase-mediated signal transduction. Bases 329 to 883 code for a protein of 184 amino acids. NCBI's taxonomy places the organism in Eukaryota, Metazoa, Chordata, Actinopteri, Siluriformes, Clariidae. Gene Ontology annotation, molecular function: GTP binding; GTPase activity; GDP binding. Gene Ontology annotation, cellular component: plasma membrane. The transcript has 8 exons. The record is from RefSeq and is a predicted model, not a curated record.
GACUCGAAAGUACCACAGCGGUGAAUAAGCUUUUUGUCGGUUCUCGGCAUUCGUUACGAAAAGAAGUUUUAGAUUGCUGCAUAGACAGUUAUAUAAAAAUAAUAUAGACGCGUGUAUUCGAGGUGUAUAUAGCACGUAGUGUAUUUUAUUUCUUAAAAUCUAUCGUUAUAAUUGAAACGUGAGCCUCAUCAAACGGAGCAGCUCGAAAGAAAAAAGUUUUGUUAUUGUCAUGUGACGUGAUACGCAUGUGGCGAUAAAGUGUGGCUAAUUUCUCGGACAAUUUAUACCCAGUUAUUUGAUUUCAACGUACAAGUCCUAUUUUCAAAGUAUGCCUCAACCAAAAUAUAGAAAGAUCGCUGUUUUGGGAUACCGGUCAGUGGGAAAAUCCUCUCUCACUAUUCAGUUCGUGGAAGGGCAGUUUGUGGAUGCAUACGACCCCACAAUUGAAAACACCUUUAAUAAAAUGGUGUCUGUGAAUGGACAAGACUUUAAUCUUCAGUUGGUUGACACUGCUGGACAGGACGAGUAUUCAAUUUUCCCACAGUCUCACUCAAUGGACAUACAUGGAUAUGUUCUGGUGUACUCUGUCACAUCAAUGAAAAGCUUUGAAGUGGUUCAGGUUCUACAUGACAAGCUGCUUGACAUGGUUGGAAAAAUACAGGUACCAACAGUUCUUGUUGGGAAUAAAAAAGACCUUCACAUGGAAAGAGUUAUUAAACCAGAAGAAGGCAAAAAAUUAGCUGACUCUUGGGGAGCUGCAUUCAUGGAAUCAUCUGCUAAGGAAAACCAGACAGCUGUAGAAGUUUUUAAGCGGAUAAUUUUGGAAAUGGAGAAAGCAGACGGAAAUGCCCCAGCUGAAGAUAAAAAAUGUUGUGUGAUGUAGGUGCUGGUCUUUAAAAAAAAAAAAAACACAGCAAGCUACCUGGCCAAAGUUAAGAGUGACGACAUCACCAGUAAGCAAGACACAGUGCGGUGGUGGGACUGCCGUUUUAAAACUCUACUCUAUCCACCUCACAGCAGACAGGACGAGUUAUAUAUGAAAUAAUAAGAAAUUGAGAAAAACACGAAAGAAUGGUAAGCUUUCCCAGAAUAAAUAUUCCCCCAAAGGAAAACCAUUUAAAGCACCGAUUUCACUACGGUUUGUUUUCAAUCAAAAUUCAUGCAGGUGCAUUUAAGGUGAAUUAUUUUAAUUGGAACGUUUGGCCCCUAGCACACAUCUUAGAACCUCUGUGCCAUAGGGAUUUGCUGAGUGAACUAUGACCUGGUCAACUCCUGCUGGAUAACAUGCCUUUAACAUAGAAUGAAUUAAUGAAUCAUGACAUAUGAAUCUUGUUCAUCCAUCCAUGACUUAUUGUGCUGGACCAUGUGCCUGAUGUGUUCUUGGUGACAUGAGUGGGCAGGUAUUAUACCCUUGUCACAACAGAUAUUGAGGCCUAAAGCAAGUGUUCACUCAUUUUUUUUUUUCCUUUCCCCUCCCCGCCAGGUAAUUUUUUUUUAUUCAACUUUGUAUUCAUUUUUAUUUGUCGCUAGAUAUAAUUUAGAGGUGUGUUCUUUUUUUUUUUUUUUUUUUUUUUUUUUUUUAAACAAUGGUGACAAUUUUGUUUAGUAUAGCUAUGGUUCAUGCUUCGGCAAACAUGUAUGUAGGGUUAGUAAGAAAUGUAGUUAUAUUUGGUGCAAAAAAGUUCCAAGUAAGGCAUAACUUGCCUUGACAAUAUAUCAAGCCAGUAAUCACCAUGAAAAUGGCUUUUAAAUAAAUUAUUUGACUUUUAUGCCCCAGGAAUAAUGUAAUUGGUUUGUUUUUGCUUUUGAGGUGAAGCAAUUCAUUACUUUUUAUGGGUUGAUAUACAUUAGACAUUUAUUUAGUCAUGCAUGUUUGUUGUUUAUGCUUGAAUCAGGCAUAAAUUUGAUCAUUGUACAGCAAGAUCUGGAAAAUAUAUCACCAGAGCACAACUAAAAUUUGAAAAUUUUCUAAAUUUGUAAAACUUGACGCUUCAGAGAUUAGAUGAAAUAUGGAGUUAUUUAUAUCUCUCAAAACCUCCCCAUUAAGUUCUCUAUUAUUAACAUUUGUUUUGAAGAAUGCUAGUUAAAAAAAAAAGUUCGCAAUAAUGUAAUGUUGCAUAAAGCCCUCACACCUUGAGUUUGGGCAGAAAAAGAAAUGCCUUCAGUUUAAAAUACUGGUUUUUGAACUUCUCAAAACUUCCCAAACUUAUGGGCCAUCUGACUGCUUAUUUAUGGUUCAUUUAUUUAGAGUAUUCGUCUAAAUCAUCUCACUUUCUAGCAGCUAACUGGAAGUUAACUGAUGAGACUUAUCACUUAACUCCAAGACAUCCAAACAUUUAGUGAUAAAUCAGUGUCUGAUGGUAUGCUCGUUCAAACUCCAGUGUAAAUGCUGUCAAAACCAUAUCAUCACAAACUCAAAGUGUAGUUGUUGAUGCUUCGUGAUUGUAUUAACAAUCUCAUAUUAAAAUACCAGUGUUAUAAAAUGAUUUUUCAAGUCGGUAUCGUACUUUCCAUAAGCAUGUCAUAGCAUCUGUUUUUUUUUUUUUUCCUUUAUUGGUGUCAUACAAAGUAUUCAAUCUGUACGUUGUCUCAGGUACGUGGUCUGAGAAAGUUCUUCGCACAUUUGUGGGUCUACAAAUACAUUGUGUACUGGACUAGUUGAGUUGGAUUGGCCUUCAACAUUGGUGGUUUAAUCUUGAUUGGUUUGGUUUAAAUUGAAAAAAGCAGUAUUAUAGAAAUUCUGCAUAUUGAGUACUAAAAUAUUGUAUGCUUGAUCAGCCUUUGCUUUAUAUUCAGUGCGUUUCUUUUGAUAGUAGGAACCUAGAUUGUGACUUUUUUUGGGUGCUUAAGGGAAGUCUUGUUGUAUUUAUUUUGAUUGGGGAAGCAAGGGAAAAAUUCAUAUUUUAAGCAAGCAAGGUGAUGCUGUGUUAAGUGCCUUUAUCCCCAAACCACUUUUGGUUUGUGCUUAUGUCUAAGCUGUGAACAUAAUGUCCUGAAUUACUCUCACAGUGUAACAUAUAAAAUCUCCAUAUAUACCCAGCAUCUCAUUUCAGUUUGUCUACAUCUAAUUCAGGCUGGUAGCUUGAAGCUACGUCAGUCACAUUAUUUUACGUCCACAUGUAAACGUGGGGAUAAAAAUAGCAUGACUUAAUAGGUGAAUUUAAAAUCAGUCGUCACUUUAGGCAAAAAAAAGCUUUUUUUUUUGAAUUAAGUUUAAUGAAAAGGCACGGUGGCAUGCAAAUAACAGGUAGUUACCACUUCGACUACUCUUACUAGGAAAGUCACCAGCAUCCAUUCAGAUUAUAAGAUAUCCAGACACAUUAAAAUUCCUUCAGGUUCAUGGUGCUCUUUCAGGGGUUUUUUUUUUCCAAUGUCACCUAAAGUUUGUAUUUAUGGGGAAUACUCUUGUGGUAUCCCCCAAUACCUCUGAGUCUCUGCUGUGGUGAGGGUCAUAGAUAAUUUGGAAAAUCUUGCUGUAAGCAAUUUUGUAUAUACAAAUAAAAUCUUUACUCCUUUC